Messenger RNA from Nasonia vitripennis (jewel wasp), 729 nucleotides. Its product is annotated as chitin binding protein-like venom protein. The record is from RefSeq and is a predicted model, not a curated record. The transcript is spliced from 3 exons. The coding region runs from base 107 to 391 and encodes 94 amino acids. Gene Ontology annotation, cellular component: extracellular region. Gene Ontology annotation, molecular function: chitin binding. Lineage: Eukaryota; Metazoa; Arthropoda; Insecta; Hymenoptera; Pteromalidae.
UUGAACAAAGUAAUAAAUAAAAGAAGUCGUUUCAACUACUUUUUUCUCGCUUCGAAGCUAGUCGAGCUUCCAGUUCAUAUUCAGUGUUCAAGAAUAAUCCAUAGACAUGCUCACAAAAGUGCUUCUCUUGGUGCUCUUAGGAUGCACGGUCGCACUCGGUGCAACGUACUACCCGUUCCCAGGUGAUUGCAGUCUGUUUCAAGAAUGCGACGAACAUCUCGGCGGCUGCGUUAUCAAAACAUGUGGGCCUGGAACAGAGUUCAACCCAGCAGUUGGUGUCUGCGACUGGCCCUUGGCUGAUCGCAGCAACUGUGGUAACCCCGAUAUUGACAUCCGACGAUCAGAAGAUGAAGUAGUUUAUCCUGAUUAUAAUGAUUACAACAAGAAAUAGACCACUUUAAAAAUAAUCAAGAUCAAGUACGAAUAAUUUGGCAAGAAGCAGUCCCAGGUAACUGUUCAAAAUAUAGAUACUGCUCGAGUAAAUACAAGUGUACGACUCUACUGUGUUCUCCCGGAACCUUCUGGCAAUCUUCGUCAAAAUCAUGUGAGGAUCCUAAACCUGGUCAGAAGGUGACUGAUUGCUGAAAAAUUGAGUUAUCAAAGAUAAAGCAUAAUUUUUAUAUAAGAUAUUAAGGAAUGCAAAAGUCAUAUACUAUCCUUUUUUCCGUAGUAGCUUACAUAGCAACAAGUGUAUAUCUCUAAAUUUCACAAAUAAAAAAUGAAAAUCUC